AUGUUUUCAGAUUACCACGGAUCGACGUCAGGAAGUCCAUCUUCAUCACUGUCCAGUCCUGACAUGAAGGACAAUUUGGGUGUUGACCUUUCGUUCAUGCCGUUUGGCAACACUGUUCAUCCGUUUCUUCACAGUCCUACCAGCAGUAAUGGAAGCCCGUUCGGGCAAAUGCUGUCAUCUGGUAGUAUAACUCAGCAGCACAGUCCACUGCCACCAGUCAGUCACUUCUCGCACCAGAUGACUCCUCAUCCGCAGGCAUGUCGUGAUCAACGCAACCAACACCAGCAAACUCAUCAGCCAGGUUUCUCCUCUUCGAUUCAUCACGGGCAGCCUCCCAUGACACCUUUUAACGGUGUGGGACCACAAGAAACCAUAACAUUUUUUGAUGAUCGCCGUGAAUUCGUCGUUUCAGCUCUCGAUGAUCGCACUCCAUCACCACCAACCUCCGAGCGUAGCUCUCCUGCUGGAGGAAUGUUGAUGACCAAUGUAGUUUAUGGCACUUGCAACCCACCCCAUUUUGCUGGCAGUAAUGGUAUGAUCAAUAGUCUGUCGGCAGCGCAGCAACAGCUGAAAUCACGAAGUAAGAUGCACGAGAUGGCAGUGCGUCAACGGCUCAUAACUGACCAGGAUCCUCGCAGCCAAGGACUAGUUCAGUUGUCCGCGGAGGAGAGAAGAACUCUAAUUCAGGAGGGCUAUCCGGUCCCCACUCGACUUCCUCUCUCGAAAGCGGAAGAAGAAUCGCUGAAAAUUGUGCGCCGAAAAAUCAAGAACAAGCUGUCUGCUCAAGAAUCUCGCCGCAAACGUAAGGAAUAUAUGGACACUUUGGAGUCUCGUUGUCAGGCAUAUUUCAAUGAAAACAGUCAGCUGAAGAGUGAAUCGCGUGCGGGUGCUCGAAGCGAACAACCAAAAGUUGUCGAGCCAGGUGAAGAAACUUCAAGAGAUAGUGGGAAAUGGAGGUCCACAUUCGGAUCUUCCCGUAGCACACUAGAGAAAGUUCGCGUUUGCCAGAAUCUUUUAUCAUCAUUACUCUCAAUAUUUCUUCGAGGGAUGGCUGAACAUGCAGUCGGUCUGGCGCCGUUUGUCCACUUCCUUGUGGAUUUUCAGCCGUCUACCUGCUGCCUCGCCCAACUGUGUGCUUCGGUCGUUUCUCUGACCUAG
This is a messenger RNA of Ostertagia ostertagi, 1158 nucleotides long. The record is from the annotation of a GenBank genome assembly. NCBI's taxonomy places the organism in Eukaryota, Metazoa, Nematoda, Chromadorea, Rhabditida, Trichostrongylidae.